This is a messenger RNA of Sabethes cyaneus, 5004 nucleotides long. RefSeq lists its product as uncharacterized. Gene Ontology annotation, molecular function: UDP-glycosyltransferase activity. The transcript has 14 exons. The record is from RefSeq and is a predicted model, not a curated record. Bases 163 to 5004 code for a protein of 1613 amino acids. NCBI's taxonomy places the organism in Eukaryota, Metazoa, Arthropoda, Insecta, Diptera, Culicidae.
GUCACCGGUGUUUUUAAUGUACACUGCGUUAUCUCCGGCACUCGACAAAGCGAGCCGUCCGUCAUGAUGCAAAACGUGCAUUAGACUGAUCCGUAAACAUCAUGUCUCGAAUUGUCUAGGGCCAGAAAAGUGAAACCGAUUCACUUGGGUUUUGGUUGCAGAAUGGAUCGGAUCGCACGGUUGAUAGUUUUUGUGGUGAUUUGCGUGUUGCCGGUAUGCCGCGGGAUCAACAUCCUAUGCCUGAUGGGCGUUCCCAGUCCCAGUCACCACAUCUGGAAUCGAGUGCUGAUGGAAGCGCUCGCCGCAAAGGGAUACAAUUUAACGAUUGUUUCACCGGAUAUCGAAACGACGGUGAAGCCGAAUUUGACCUACAUUCAUCUGGAGGAAACAUAUCACACAAUUCAUGACGGAGAUACGGCGAUCGAUUUCUACGAGCUGGCGCAGGAGGGUUUAGUGAAAAGCAUGGCCACGUUUUACCAAUACGGAUUUUCCCUGUGUGAAGGCGUUCUGAAAUCGAAAGGAUUAGAUGUUAUUUUAAAUUAUCCUGACAAUUUUAAGUUCGAUUUAGUGCUGUACGAUUUUACGUGUGGUCCCUGUUUGAUGGGUUUGUACUAUAAAUUCGGCCAGCCUCCGUUGAUUGGUGUAACGGCAUUUAACGUUCCACCUUAUAGUGUCGACUUCAUCGGAGGACAUAAAUAUCCCGCAUAUAUUCCGUACUACACAUUGCCCUACGAUGUAGACAUGAAUUUUUUUCAACGGCUGAAGAACGCGUUUAUCUACACGGUAGAUCACAUCUACCGCAAUUAUCACGUGACACCAACGACCGAUCGCAUGCUUCGGCGUAUUCCAGCGUUUAAAAAUAUGCCCUAUAUCGGAGACAUGGAUAGAAAAACGAUGCUGAUGCUUGUAAAUUCGCAUCAUUCGGUCGAUUUUCCGGAACCAGUUCCGCAGAACAUGAUUCUGGUAGGGGGCCUUCAAAUUAUUCCUGCCAAGCCACUGCCAGCGGAUAUCGAAAAGUUUAUGCAGCUUGGCCGAAAAGGAGCUAUUUUGUUCUCUCUGGGGACAAACGUGUUGAGUGCCGACUUAGGAGAGGAUCGUAUUCGUUCGUUCUUGGAUGCGUUCCGACAACUACCCGAGUAUAACUUUCUGUGGAAGUUCGAAGCAGAUCCGUCUGAAUAUGAUAUGCCCAAGAAUCUUAUGAUAAGAAAAUUUCUACCUCAGAAUGACAUCCUAGCACAUUCAAGUACGAAAUUAUUUAUAACCCAUGCUGGAUUGUUGAGUACCCAUGAAGCAACCUGGCACGGAGUUCCGAUGGUUGGAAUACCGUUCAUCGCAGAUCAAUAUCGGAAUCUGGAGAAAUCGUUGCGAGCCGGUGUGGCGGAAAGACUGAUUGUUUGGACCAUUACAACGGAUAAAAUCGUGCAAACCAUUCGUAAAGUACUGGACAAUCCAUCGUAUCGAGCAAACAUGCAGGAAAGAUCUGACCUAUUCCGUGAUCAACCGGAUAAACCGCUGGAUCGUGCCCUGUGGUGGAUAGAUUGGUCCCUAAGACAUCCGAAUGCGGAAACCAUUCGAUCUCCGACGGUCCGUUUGGGACGGAUAAGAAGUGAACUCUACGACGUCCUAUUGUUUGUGGUGGUUGUUGCCAUAAGCAUAGUGCUAUUGUUAAGGAAAUUUUACCAAUACGCUGUGUCCAAUCGGAAAACAUUGGACAAAAAGAAAAAACAAAAAGCCAUUAUGCAUUAUCCAUUAGCAACAUCAAAUCAUUCAGUUGCUUUUAUUGCCUCACUGAGAUUGUUAAUAGAAUUGUGGCCUUUAGACUACGAAAGGAUGCCUUGUAAUAAAAUUUUUAACAUCGCUGCUCUGUUAAUUCUACUGACAGCAACGUCAACUGCCGGCGGCGCAAAUAUUUUGGCUAUUUUAACCGUUCCCAGUCCCAGCCAUCACAUCUGGAAUCGCGUAUGGAUUGAGGCAUUGGUUGAUCGGGGACAUAAUUUAACCGUUAUCUCCCAGGAUGGUGACAAUUCGAGAACUAAUCUCACAUAUCUGAUUUUGGAAAAAGUUUACAGUAGCAUGCAGGAGAUGGAUGUAAAUUAUGUGGAAUUGUCUAAAGAAUCCCCUCUGAGUACAGUGUUCUAUUUUCUCAACUACUGGACUAGCUUGUGUCAUGCCAUGUUGGAGUCACAAGGGUUGGCAGUACUGGAGCGGUAUCCACACGAUUUUAAGUUUGACCUUGUGGUGUAUGACUUUGGUGGCGGACCGUGUCUCCUUCCUUUACUCCACAAGUUUAACUAUCCUCCGUUACUAUCGUUGACUGCCUUCAACAAUCCUCCCUUCUCCGUAGACGUUGUAGGCGGUCAUAAACAUUUCGCAUACACUCCCUAUUUUGCCCUCAACUACAAUUCCAGGAUGAACUUUUUGCAAAGGGCAUAUAAUACUUUUCUCUCCUUGCUUAGUUCAGGUUACCGAAAUCUUUAUGUGAUUCCAUUACUCGAUAGACUAGUACGUACUCAUUUCAACUACUCUAAUGUACCAUACCUGGGUGAUCUCGAACAGCGUACUCAGGUGAUGCUCGUUAACACCAAUCCGGUGUUGGACCCUCUGGAACCUCUUCCGCCGAACCUUAUUGCUGUUGGGGGACUCCACAUCAAGGAUCCCGAGCCUCUCUCCCCAGGAUUAGAACAAUUUAUCACCAACGCCACACAAGGAGCAGUUCUGUUUUCGCUCGGCUCCAACGUUCGUAGCGAUAAAAUUGGUGAGGAACGUCAAAGAAUGUUUAUCGAAGCUUUCCGACAAAUACCCCAAUACAGUUUCCUAUGGAAAUUUGAAUCCGAACUCGCUUUCGAUCUUCCUCCCAACGUAAUAAUCAAACGGUGGUUGCCGCAAAAUAGCAUAUUAGCCCAUUCAGGUGUCAAAGCAUUUAUCACACAUUCGGGAACGUUGAGCACUCAAGAAGCAUCGUGGUUCGGCGUACCGUUGAUUGGCAUGCCCUUCUUCUUGGACCAACAUAGGACUUGUCAACAAUCCGUGACCGCAGGAGUUGCAGAAGCUCUUGAUUUCCAAUCGCUGUCUGUGGAGAAAAUUCGAAACACAGUGCUAAACGUUCUGCAGACAACGAAGUACCGAGAAAAUAUGGAACGGAGAUCCAAGCUUUUGCGCGAUCAACCGGAAAAACCACUGAACCGUGCAAUCUGGUGGAUGGAAUACACUAUUCGAAAUCCAGACAUGAACCAUUUGAAGUCGCCCACCCUGGAACUCGGCACUAUCCGUUCGAAUCUGCUGGAUGUUUAUGCGCUCUUCAUUGGAAUCGCUUUAGCUGCCUAUAUGGUUAUAAAAAGUGCAUUGAAAAAGUAUUUCUUUGCGCGCAAAUUGAAGAAGUCAAUUAUUAGCAGAAUUGUAGCUUUCGUAGGAUCAAAUGGACAAAUGAUGCAUUCAAAUUCAAUUUUAACCACUACUGCAGUGUGGAUUCUACUGACGGUGACAUCAACUACAAAUGGAGCAAAUAUUCUGGCUAUUUUAACCGUUCCCAGUCCUAGCCAUCACAUCUGGAAUCGCGUAUGGAUUGAAGCAUUGGUUGACCGUGGACAUAAUUUAACGGUUAUCUCACCGGGUGGUGACAAUUCGAGAAGCCAUCUUACGUAUUUGGAUUUGGAAAAAGUUUACAGUAGCAUGGCGCUGAUGGAGAUGAAUUAUGAGAAACUUACUGAUGAGUCCACUGUAAGUACAGUGUUCUCUUUUCUCAACUACUACGCUAGCGUGUGUCAUGCAAUGCUGGAGUCGCAUGGGUUGGCAGUAUUGGAGCGGUAUCCACGCGACAUAAAGUUUGACCUCGUGGUGUAUGACUUUGCUUGUGGACCGUGUCUCCUUCCUUUACUUCACAGGUUUAACUAUCCUCCGUUACUAUCGUUAACUCCCUUCAGCAACCCUCCCUAUUCUGUGGACGUCGUGGGCGGUCAUAAACAUUUUGCCUACACUCCCUAUUUUGCCCUCAACUACAGUUCCAGAAUGAAUUUUUGGCAAAGGGCCUAUAACACCUUUCUCUCGUUACUCAAUUCAGCUUACCGAAACCUGUACGUAGUACCAUUAGUUGAUAAACUCUCACGUUCUCAUUUCUACUACCCAGACAUGCCAUAUCUGGGCGAUCUCGAACAACGUACUCAGGUGAUGCUCGUUAACACCAAUCCAGUACUGGACCCUCUGGAACCUCUUCCGCCGAAUGUUAUUACUGUUGGGGGACUCCACAUCAAGGAUCCCGAACCUCUUCCCUCAGGCUUAGAACAAUUCAUCACCAACGCCACAAAAGGGGCAGUACUGUUUUCGCUCGGCUCCAACUUUCGUAGUGAUAAAAUUGGCGAAGAACGCCAAAGAAUGUUUAUCGAAGCAUUCCGACAAAUGCCGCAAUAUCAUUUCCUGUGGAAAUUCGAAUCCGAACUCGAUCUCGGCCUUCCUCCUAACGUAAUAAUCAAACCCUGGAUGCCACAACAUAGCAUAUUAGCUCAUCCGAAUGUCAAAGCAUUCAUAACACACGCGGGUUUAUUGAGCACUCAAGAAGCAUCGUGGUUCGGCGUACCAUUGAUAGCCAUGCCCUUCUUCAUGGAUCAACGAAUGACCAGCCAACAAUCAGUAGCCGCCGGAGUCGCAGAGGCACUUGAUUUCCAAUCGCUGUCUGUGGAGAAAAUUCGAAACACAGUGCUGAAAGUUCUGGAGACACCCAGGUACCGAGAGAAUAUGAAACGAAGAUCUAAGUUUUUCCGUGAUCAACCGGAGAAGCCAUUGAACCGUGCAAUUUGGUGGAUGGAAUACGUUAUUCGGAAUCCAGACAUGAACUAUUUGAAGUCACCCACCCUGGAACUGGGAACUAUCCGUUCAAAUUUGCUAGAUGUAUAUGCGCUCUUCAGUGGAAUAGCCUUAGCCGUCUAUAUGGUUAUAAAAAGUGAAUUAAAAAAGUGUUUCUUUGCACGAAGGAUGAAGAAGAAGGAUGCCCGAAGGUUGAAGAAAGAUUAA